UUGUUGUUUUCAGUUUUAACAGCAGCUUUACCAUGACAUCAUCCUGGCAUCAUUAAGACUUCUAAACUGAACUUUAGAAACUGAGAACAGAUCAUUUUCAGACACAGUUAUGACAAAAACAAACACAGAAGCAGGGUGUGACAUACAAACAUGUUAUCAGUGUAAAGCACACACGCACACACACAAACUCUUACAGUCUUUUACACACUCACACAACUGUGAAGUAAAAACUGUCAAAAGGCUGGUAAAGUUUUUCUUUUUUUAAUUUAAUACAUGUAAGGAAAUAAUCAUCAUCUGCAAGACACAGAAAUUGAGUGCAGACUUUUGAGUGAAUUAUUCUCACACACGUGAGCAGCUUUCUUCACUGCACACCUCUGCGUGUCUGACACCAUCCUCACACUAAGUUAGAGAAAUAUCUGCUGUAUUGCCUCUGAAGUUUAUGCGAUGAGCCACAUCUCAGCAGCCAAUAUGGAGCAGGACUAUAAAGAGGGGGACAGAGUCAUAAUAUCCCCAUCGGUUUUUGACCAUGAUACCAUUGUCACCCCACCUCCUCCUGCCCCUCCCCCACCCCUGCCAGUGGUAAACAUUCAAAGGAGGCGAAGAAUUAGGAGUUUUUACUGGAAGCCAAUUCCAGAGGAAUGCAUUCACCAGCGGGGGGCGCCCAACCUGUGGACAUUGGGAAAGCAUUCUGAUAAACACAAAUUUCACAUCGACAUCAGGACUAUCGAGGACCUGUUUGGUCACAAUGACAGAAAAACAGUCACCACAGCAAGCAACAAGACCCGCCGAGUGUGCAGCAAUUUGCCUGAGCAGAAGGAGGAGAUUAACAUCCUUGACCAUAAAAGGAGUAUGAAUGUAGCGAUUUUCCUCAAAUGCUUAAAAAAAUCCAUUCACUCUGUCAUUGAUGACAUUGUCCAUGGAAACAGUGAGGAGUUUGGAGCAGAACGACUGAGAGAACUGAACAAACUACUGCCAGACACACACGAGGUGGAGAAGCUGCAUUCAUAUAAAGGAGAUAAAACACACCUAAACAAUGUGGACUCCUUUAUGUAUCAACUUGCACUCUUACCCAGGUUUGAUCUCCGUGUAGAAGCCAUGCUGUUCAAAGAGGAGUUUUCUGCUUUAUGCUCAUCACUGAAACAAGAUGUGUUCAUUAUUCGCACUGCCAUCAGAGAAUUGUUGAGUUGUGUGGAGCUUCACUCAGUCCUUCACCUGGUUCUGGAUGCAGGAAAUAUCAUAAACACUGGUGGUUAUGGUGGAAAUGCUGUGGGUUUUAAACUCUCCUCUCUUCUCUCUCUGGCUGAAACCAAAUCCAAUAAACCAGGAAUGAACCUGCUGCACUUUGUUGCUCUGGAGGCCCAGAAGAAAGAUGACCAGCUGCUCAAAUUCCCUGAGAAGCUUCAGUAUGUCGAGAGCGCAGCACGGGUGAGUGUGGACAGUUUGGAUGUUGAUUUGGAGAAUCUGAACAGGAGAAUAAAAAACUUACAGCAGAACAUCCAGUGUGAUACACAACUACUGCAGCAACUACAUAACUUCCUACAGUGUGCAGCUGUUUCUCUGAAGGAAGUCAGUGUCUGUCGUUCUCUGUUGAAGACUGAAGGAGAUGAAAUGAUUGAUUUCUUUUGUGAAGACAGAGAGACUUUCAAAUUGGACGAGUGUUUCUACAUUUUCUAUCAUUUCUGCUCCAAAUUCUCUAACGCAGUACAGGAGAAUGUGGAACGCGCAAUGAGGGCAGAGUCUCAGCUGAAACGGCCUUCCUGGGUGGGACAACAUUGGGUGGGCGGAGUCUUGAGGUCCAGGUGCAGCAGUGAAAUUGAUGUUCGGGCAGCAGUGAAGUGGGAGGGGCUUAUAGAACUCCUUAAUGCCCAACCCCCCAGCUCCCACAAUUCUCUGGGGGGAUUUGGCCUCCAUCGCCCACGGCAACGGCUCAGUGGCAACAACAUAAAUAUAACAGACACACACUCACCAUCAGACACACACUCUCACUCAGCAUGCAUGGCUGUUCAUGUGGAAACCCACAAGCUGAUUCCUGAACUGCAAAACAGUCCCUUUAAAACUUUAUUUCAUGGUCACAAUGGUGAUGGCCCUACUGUGAUAUCCAGCAGCAAUGUAACAAUCGAUGAAGAGUUUCCACACCAAGACUCUGACAUCAAACAACUAGACAAGAACAGAUACAUGGGAAUGACUGCAGACCCUGCACAGUCAAGGGUAGAGGUUGACACAGAGUUGGUUUUAAGGGUGGAGCCAGAUGUAGGAUUGGGGGUUGAGGCGGCAUUGGGAGCAAACUCCGAAGUGGGACUGGGGGCAGAGUCAGAUAUGCGGGUGGAGUCAGCGGGUAGAACUCUAGAUCUGAUGAACAUACACUAUGAAAUACAAAAUGAGGAUGGAAACAGAAACAUGAGUCUUAAACACAACCUCAUCAUCUCUCCUGUUGCUGAAACCUCACCUACUGCUUCCCUUAGCAACCCAUCACAAUUGAAAACCACCAGGAAUUCAACUGAGUCCACCAAUCAGGAAUUAGACUGCAAAUAUACCCAUAAUUUUUUAGCAUCCAAAGGAGAGAAAAAGAGUAUUCAGUCAGUAAAUUCAGAAAACACCAUAUCAAAUAACACUGCAAGUAAAAGUGCAAACUCUUUCAGAAAAAUGCCACUGAAAAAAUCUCUAGUUUCUCCUGAGCCCUCCCACUCUUCAUCAUCACUGAAAUUCCGUUCACUUCAUCCUGUACGAACACUUACUCACACUGAGAAACAAAGCAUGAGGAAGGUUAUUUCUGUUAGCAGCACUAAGCCCCACCCCAUCACACACACUCAGAAUAUUAAAGUCCUGCCCCCAACUACAUAUUCCUCUUCAUGCACAGCUACAUCAGUGAACAUGAGCCCCACCCCCAAGGUCUCAUCUGCUCAGAAGUCUUUGGUGAGGAAGCAGGUGAUUCGUCAGAAAUCUGCACCCAAAGAGAAAAUAUGUAGAUCUACAUUGCGCACACUUGCCAUGCCUCCUCAGGAAAGUCACACCAAUUCCCACAAAACCACACCCCACUUUGUUUGCAGCACUGUGGCUUCCAGCACUCGCAGUGCUGUCACCACCGGUAACACCCCUCUCAGCAAGAAGGAUGUGUCAAAUACUCCAAAAGCGUCUUCACCAAAUCACAGAGUACCCCACAGGCCGAGCCAACUGAGCAUGCCCAGUAGAAAAGGAAGUACUGAUCUGCCACUUCCUCGUGGUCAUAUAAAAGACUUUAAGGUCAAACCUGUACGUCCGGCCUGGAGGUAGACAAGAUUAAAAGUUGAUUAAUUUGAAUUAAACAAAAUCAAAAUUUAGCUAAGUGAACUAAAUAAAUUCAACAUGUUUUUUUCUGGAACUAAAAAUUGAAGACAGUGUGUGUGUGUGUGUGUGUGUGUGGUAAUGAGUACAGUGAGAGUUUUGAAUUGUUUCGUUCAGCAAGAUUAAUAAAUAUUGAGCAAUUUUGGA
This is a messenger RNA of Ictalurus furcatus (blue catfish), 3468 nucleotides long. RefSeq names its product FH2 domain-containing protein 1. Bases 445 to 3270 code for a protein of 941 amino acids. The transcript has 12 exons. The record is from RefSeq and is a predicted model, not a curated record. Lineage: Eukaryota; Metazoa; Chordata; Actinopteri; Siluriformes; Ictaluridae.